CAGCUCAAGAGAGGUUAUCAUCCGCCGAAAUUUGGAAGAUUCUUCGAAGCCGGCUCCGUCACUACUUACUUUUUGCGAAUAUCGGGUUGUUAAAAUUAAUCAUGAGGUCCCUCGUUUUGGCCUUUGUCUUUUCUGUGCUACUAGUUUACGUUAGUUGUAAAGAAGAAUUAGAUUUAACGGAUAGUGAUUUCUCAACUAGGAUACAGGAACAUGAGACUGUGCUUGUCAUGUUCUAUGCACCAUGGUGUGGACAUUGUAAGAAACUGAAACCGGAGUAUACCAAAGCGGCAUCUCUACUUGUUGGCAAUGACCCACCUAUCACUCUAGCGAAGGUGGACUGCACAGAAGCAGGAAAAGAGACUUGCAACAAGCAUUCAGUCAGUGGCUAUCCAACCCUCAAGAUCUUCCGUAAUGGAGAAAUGUGGAAAGAAUACAACGGACCAAGAGAAGCCCAUGGUAUUGUCAAGUACAUGAGAUCUCAGGUUGAGCCUGCUUCUAAGGAACUCACAUCUGUCGAGGAUCUGAAGGCUUUCAUCAGCAAGGACGAACAUGCUGUUAUUGGAUUCUUUGCCAAGGAAAGUGGUCUCAAGGGUGUCUUCCUCAAGUUGGCUGAUAAGUUAAAGGAGAAGUACCGAUUUGCUCACACGUCUAACUCGAAGGUGCUUGAGGAACAGAAGGCUAGUGACCAUAUCAUCAUUUUCCGUGCACCUCAUUUGAAGAACAAAUUUGAAGAACCCACUGUCACCUACAGCGGCAAAGACAAUGAUGCUGAAGUCAUGGCCUGGAUCUCAUCCAACUUGCAUGGACUAGUGGGACACAGAACUAGGGAGAAUCAAGAUGAAUUCAAAGCACCAUAUGUCAUUGCCUACUAUGCUGUAGACUACGUCAAGAAUCCCAAAGGAUCCAACUACUGGCGUAAUAGAAUCCUGAAAGUUGCCCAGAACUUCAAGGAUGACUUCACAUUUGCCAUCAGUGCCAAAGAUGACUUCCAACACGAAUUAAAUGAAUAUGGACUUGACUUUGUCCCUACGGACAAACCUGUCAUACUUGCUCGUUCUAAAGAUUCCAAAAAAUACAUCCUGAAAGAAGAAUUCUCAGUUGAAACAUUUGAAGAUUUCCUACAGAAGUUGAAGGAUGGCGAACUUGAACCUUACUUAAAAUCGGAACCAAUCCCUGAUGACAACAGUGGACCAGUCAUCACUGCUGUUGCCAAGAACUUUGAUGAUGUUGUCAUCAACAACGGCAAAGACACUUUAGUUGAAUUUUAUGCUCCCUGGUGCGGACAUUGCAAGAAGUUAGCUCCAGUCUUUGAUGAACUGGGAGAAAAGUUGAAAGAUGAAGAUGUAGCUAUUGUGAAGAUGGACGCCACUGCAAAUGAUGUACCUUCAACGUAUGAUGUCAGAGGUUUCCCAACCUUAUUCUGGCUCCCAAAAGACUCUAAAUCUAGUCCAGUCCGCUAUGAUGGUGGCCGAGAAGUUGACGAUUUUGUCAAGUACAUCGCUAAGCAUGCGACCAACGAGCUGAAAGGCUUCGACCGUAAAGGAACACCAAGGCAGCAAAAGAAGAAUUGUAAUUUCAACAGUACAUUCGAUUCAUUGUUCAGUGGGCGCUCCAUUCUGGGUCAAUUUCCAUGUAUUAGGACACGUGUCGCCAACAUUACCUCAAGUCCAAGAGAUGCACUACUCUCCUUCCCUCAUCAUUUUAGCUCUCUUUACAUUCCUGUUUGUUAUCAAGCAGAACUGGAUAGAUCCUCCUUCAAGGAACAUUUUCAAGAACAUAAUGAUAAAAUGUUAAUGUGUCAAAGAAUGUUCUAAGCUAGAGGUGAAAUUUUGUUUAUUUCUUUUCCGAAAUUGUUUCGCAAAUGCAGCCUGCAAGACCUGUAAAUAUUUAGUUUGUACUUUAAAAACCUGUUUCGAACAUUUUGAAAAUGAGGAACAGUACCAUGUUUCUUGACAUGUUGGAUGUGAUUAUUGUAUAAUAACAAAACCUAACAAAAUACAACACAAAGCUGGUAAAACUUAUAAGACCACAUGCGAGCAGCAAUUCGAUAAUUUGCAACAAUUAGUAGUACUUUCGUAAAGAAUAAGUGUAAAAUAAUUCAAGUGAUGAAAGACGUUCCGCUGUAUUCUAGCUCAGCAAAGUAAUAAUCUAAUGCCAAGGUUUUGGAAAGUUUCAUCAAAGUUAAACUUAUAAUUUUUUUAUCCAUAAACUUGGUUUUCACAAUCAUAAUAGGUCAUCAAUGCGACUUCUGAGUUGUUUACGAUCCGAAUUAAGAGGUGUCUCUAAGUUUUGAUCACCAUUAAUCACCAGCUGAGAAUCAAUCAAUAUUUAUUCGAUAUUCUGUUUGUGAUUUAUGUUGAUCAAAAAGUAGCAACGCCAUUUAAUUUUGAUAGCAACAUUCAACAAUUGCGUGUGACCCAUUUUGAUGGGCUCAUUUAGAUGGUGGAAACCAAGCCAGAAAGUUGAAGAUCUCUGAAGCGUAAGGCCUUUCAAAUAAGUGUAAAGGUCUCAGGCUUUAAUUAUACAACCAAUCAUCACCAUAAAAAGACCAAAGUGACUUCAAGGAGGGAAUCAGAACUGGAGAGAGAGAGUUUUAAUUGUACCCCAAAAAAAAAAAAAUAAUAAUGUGAAUUCACUCCUUACGCUGUACUACUUAGUUCUAGAGUAUAGAUGAUGUCUCUCCUGCAAUGUGAAGUUGAUCUCAUGUAUUCAACACCUUUCAAAUGCAUGAAAUUCUCACUUUUAAGAACAGUUUUUGGAAAUUUUUAACCACUUUUCAGAACAUGAUUCCAAUCACGAUUUUACGUACGUUCAGUUGAUAUUCAGCUUUAUGUGAAACGAUCUUUGUGAAAGAGUUAAGAUCCUAAACUUGCUUCCAAUACCUGAGCUAGGUUUGUAUUUAUAUUAGCGUUUAUUUUUUACUUGUUGAUUUGUUAUUUUGUAUAAUUUUACUCGUAAGUCUGUCAAACACUAAUUGUCUAUGACACUCUCUUUAAUAGGAACUAUUUCUCGCAAUAUUUUCGAGGCAUUGGUCGGAGAGGGGCACAAGUAAACUGGAAAUUAGAAUACAUGCCUGGCUUGUAAUCUUAGCGAUUUUGAUCUGAGAAAAUAUUUUAUUGCAAACCAGUAACUCUUGCUUCAAUGAUUAUUCAACUGCAUACUCCAUUAUCCUCACCACAUUUAAAGGCAUUGGUUGGUUAUUAUUCCAUGGAGUUUCUCUCAUUGAACACAAAAAUGUUGCAGAGAGAGAGAACUGAUAACAAGCUUAUUUUGGUCAAAGUCAUUGCGCAUAUCCAGUUUAGUAUCAGCAACUCUCCUACCAAUGGAUUCUCUCGACUGUUGAAGCUGUAAUAAGAUUUUUAAUUUAAAUAAAUGGUGAAGGUCACAAGUUUAAACUUUUAAAUUGUUUUUGAUGUAAGCUCUAUUGGUCAAGGAAGAUCACAGAAAGACAAGUUCCUUUUUAAUAACUGCUUUGUGAAGUAAAAAAUUCCCAAAUGCUUUAACUACCUACUUAUUUUAUGGCUUUUUUAAAAGUAUGUGCUGGAUGUUUUGUCGGUUGUAAUUUUUUUAUGUAAUUGCUUAGCUCUGAACCAUGCCAACCGUUUGGAUUGAGGUAAAUCAACUUGUGCAAUCAUGAUCUCAUUUCAGUUAGUGAUAAUUUCCGUCUAGAUGGACGGCUUUCAAAAAAUUUUAAUUUUAGUCCCCGUGAUAUCUUUUAAUUCUUACUACAGUUUCAACGAAAGAACUUAGUCUUUGUACCGUCUUAUCAAAUUUUCCUUCCUGUUCUAAAAUAUUUUGCCUGCAAAGGUGUGGUCAAUUCUUUCAAUGUGUUUAGCUGAUAUCUUCCAUUUAGGCUAUCACUUAUUUUUUUACUCUCCCUUAAACUUAGAACCCAAUUAUUACUCCUUUAUGCCCUCUUUGUAUUUUUUUUUCACUGCUAGUAAAUCUAUUGUAAAUGGGUCUUUGCGCUCUUCCUAAUAUUAUCAAAGAUUUUUCUGGAUAGUUGCAGAGACAGGGGAUGAAUAUGUAAAGCUAGGUCAUGUUAGCAGUUCAUGACAAUUUUUGCACUUGCAUCUGAUAUCUUGCUGUACAUUUCAUUAAGUUUCCCAAUCUCUUAUAAUCUUAUGAGGUAACACAAAAAAGACAAACCCUUGUACCAAAUUUGCAUUACAGAAAGUAUGCAAUUAUGAACAUGUUGCUUAUCUGUUUUGAAGGACAUUUUACUUAGGAUGAGCUUCUUAUUAGAAUUAGUAGUGAUUUCUGCCUUGUAGCAAAAUCUAUGGUUCAGAUUAUUCGAUCGGAGUAAUCAUAUCUAGGGUGUGAGAAUAUUCGCAACUGCUAUACACCCCAGUUCAAUACCACUACCGGAGCAGGUCUGAUUUUUUAUUUGCAUUUCAUUUUUUUACAUAUUUCCAUACUUACUGUAAAUAGAUACUUUUAUAUGUAAGGAAAAUGAAUUAAAUUUGUUAUUUUCAACUGAUA
This is a messenger RNA of Bemisia tabaci, 4482 nucleotides long. Its product is annotated as protein disulfide-isomerase A3. Lineage: Eukaryota; Metazoa; Arthropoda; Insecta; Hemiptera; Aleyrodidae. Gene Ontology annotation, biological process: protein folding; response to endoplasmic reticulum stress. The record is from RefSeq and is a predicted model, not a curated record. Gene Ontology annotation, cellular component: endoplasmic reticulum. Gene Ontology annotation, molecular function: protein disulfide isomerase activity.